UACAGCAAACAUUCCCUGCUAUUGGAUGAAAGUGACGUAAAUUCUUGUAACACACAAUUCGAUUGGCCAUUAUCCUUUGAAAGGCGGGGUUUAUUGGCGAGUCCUUCGAAGUAAAUGUUCCGGGUCUUCAUUAUAAUCGAGGAGGCGUCAUAUGGGAAAUAAUACUUUAACCUGGUAGUUAAUAUUUUUACUGUCCACUUGAACCUGUCACCCCUGCUCACAUCUGGACAACAUGGCCAACAUCGGCAGGCUCUCCACCAAGGAUGCUGUCCUCUUCCUGUGUGACAUGCAGGAGAAGUUCAGACCCAAUAUCUUCCAGUUCAAUAACAUCGUCAGCAACGCAGCCAGACUCCUCCAGGCCAGUCGUAUUCUGGGCAUCCCCACCAUUUUGACAGAGCAGUACCCUAAAGGCUUGGGACCCACCGUGCCGGAGCUGGGGGCCGGGGAUCUGACCGCUCAUGCCAAAACCUCAUUCACUAUGAUCAUAGAGGAAGUGGAGAAGGAGUUACAGGCUCUGGGGAGCCCUAAACAAGCCAUUCUGUGUGGAAUAGAGGCACAUGCUUGCAUCGCAUGUACAACAUAUGAUCUUCUUGAGAAGGGAUUUGAGGUCCAUAUUGUGGCCGAUGCUGUUUCCUCCAGAAGCCAGACGGACCGCUUGUUUGCUUUGUCCCGUCUGAAGCAAAGCGGAGCUUACCUUACCACCACAGAGGCUGUCCUGCUGCAGCUUGUUGAAGGCGCCAAACACCCCAACUUUAAGGAGAUCCAGAAGCUCUUGACCCACCCGUCUCCUGACACCGGCCUCCUCGCCUUCUUCAGCGCUCUGUAGAGAGAUCACCUCCUGUUCUUGUGUUGCUCUGUUUAACCCUCCAGCUUUUAACACUGUGAUUCUAAUAAAGCAUUGUGUUACUUAUGAACUUCA
This is a messenger RNA of Girardinichthys multiradiatus, 919 nucleotides long. It is a transcript of the gene isoc2, whose product is annotated as isochorismatase domain containing 2. NCBI's taxonomy places the organism in Eukaryota, Metazoa, Chordata, Actinopteri, Cyprinodontiformes, Goodeidae. The record is from RefSeq and is a predicted model, not a curated record. Gene Ontology annotation, cellular component: cytoplasm. The coding region runs from base 233 to 826 and encodes 197 amino acids. The transcript has 7 exons.